Penicillium manginii is the source of this 4632-nucleotide messenger RNA. RefSeq lists its product as uncharacterized. Lineage: Eukaryota; Fungi; Ascomycota; Eurotiomycetes; Eurotiales; Aspergillaceae. The record is from RefSeq and is a predicted model, not a curated record. The coding region runs from base 1 to 4632 and encodes 1543 amino acids. The transcript is spliced from 3 exons. Gene Ontology annotation, molecular function: nucleic acid binding. Gene Ontology annotation, biological process: DNA integration.
AUGCGGGGGAAGGUACAAAAAAGACAUUCUUGGACGGACGAGGAGCUGAACAUCCUCUCGUACCUUCGAUACACUUGCCACUGGGGCUUCAAACAAAUCCAAGCGUCAUACUUCCCAACACUUUCUUCCAGCGCACUCCGAGGAGCCUACUGGAACCUGUCUAUUGAGGACCGCAAUCGCCGAGCAUCGAGGACCAUUAUCCCAGUUGCACCUUGCAGCUGUGUGGAAGGCUUCCCAAUGGCCGUCGAAACGCAACCCGCGUCAUUCAGUAUCGAGCAGGGGACAAGUCGCUCUAACUGCCCCGCCUCUGGCACUCUCACUCGGUCAGAAAAUAACCUUGAGACUUUGGCAUUGACCCCACCAAGCCCUGCGGGUGGAUGCGAGCAAUUUAUUUCCAAUAACAGCGUUUCGAGUCGUUACGAACUUCGGCCGAACAGACCCUCAACUUUCCCUCUAAGGAAGCCGCAAUAUCUAGUUGACCGACGCCAUUUCCCACACUUCUUCAGAUCGUAUAAGUACUCUCUCGAUCUACAAGGGCUCUCAGACAACGAUUAUAUUCCUCCAUCUCGAACGCCUACGCCAAGUUCAUCAGAUCGAAGCGUUUCCAUCGUCUCAAGUCUUCCCAGUGCUGCGUCAAGCUUUGAACUCUUCGGCUUGGAGGCGCGCUCUCUUCAGUCAUCAGACCGUGAAUCAGCUUCCGCUGAUCGGCCCAACGACCAAUUUGGAAUCAAUACGUUUUAUACUGGAAUCCCGAUACUGGAUAAUGCGAGCAACUGGUUUAGGUGGAAUCAGAAGGUCAAUGAGUUCAUUCGGAUAUCUGCGGUUGCCGACGAUGGAGCGACUCCACCAAUAGAAGAAGAAGAAGCACGGCAAUGGAUUCGCCGCCAAAAGUUCUAUUCUGCGAUGAUCACGGCAAAGCUGACACACAAUGCGGCGCAAAGGAUCAAUGCCUUUGAGAUUCCUCGAGUUCAAGUACUGCUUAAGGCAGUCCAGGACAACUUCAAACCAGAAGGCUCCGGCACGUAUGUUAACCUCCAACGGCGAUACAUGGCCCUUACAAGAGACAAGUGUGGGAGCACUCAAGCCCUCGGGGCAGAGAUCAGGAAGAUCCAUGCUGAAAAACUCCUCCUUGACCCUGAUUGCGUAACCUCCGAAAUUGAGCGAACAUUUUUCUUCGUGCAUGCACUCGGUCCUGAGUAUGAGAGCUUCCGCGAUCAUAUCUUCCGACAAAUGGACCUUGUCAACGAAAGGGACGCAAAUGGGAACGUCACUAAAGCGGCGCCCACAUUCGACUAUAUCGAGAAUAAGGCAAUUGAGGAAGAGCAUCGGAAGGGGCAAUUGGGCAGACAAACAACGGAGACGCAAGCACUUCCUGCUCUUGCCUUAGUCCGUGGGCCAGGUGACAAGAAGCUCAUCCCGUCGUCGGACGGAACUACUUGUCGAAUCGAGAUCGAUAAUGUCCCAUAUUGCUCCUUCUGCCGAAAACCUUAUCACGUUGACUCCGAAUGCUUCACCAAGAAUCCGAAACUGAAGGUCCACAAGAAAGACGGAGACGGACCGAAGCCAAAGCCAGGCAGAAUGCACACGGGCGCACGCAAACAGUCGAAGAGGCGGCCCUCGACGGAUGACGAGGAUGACGAUGCGGGUGGCCCAAAGGAUCCGAAGAAACCAACGUUCAUGGCGAUGAAGGUCUCCGAGAAAGAUGUCAACGAAGCAUUUGGAAACGAUAUCGAAGGCAAUUUCGCCCGGCUCGACCAUAUUCCCAUAAUGAUGGCGAUAAAGACCCUCUCUAUCCGCGACGCGUGGAUCGUGGAUAGUGGAUGCGCUCAGCACGUCUGCAAUAGUGCCUCGAGGUUUGUCCAAAUGGCCAAAUAUCAUGGCCCCCCACUAAGAGGCGUUGGCACCUCAACGGCUCCCUCGGGAGUGGGAACAGUGAAUAUCCUGUGCAAUGUACGCGGCAGAAAGAAAUGGCUUGUGCUUAAUAACGUCCUCUAUGUUCCAUCUGCACACGCCAAUCUCAUAUCGGUACUCCAGCUUCUCAAACGAGGGGCAAAAUUCGAAUUCUCAAGCAGGGAUGCUAUCAUUCGCAACAAGUCAAAUGGAAAGAAUCUGUUUACUGCCAGUGAAUAUCAUGGAGUCUACGCACUCGAUCUGUGGGCAAGUCUGACUUUCCCCUAUUACCAUGUUAGCCCACAAAUGACGCUGUGGCACAACCGGCUUGCUCAUCUGGGUGAUGCAAAUAUUCGGCGACUCAAACAGCAGGCUCACGGUGUCCGGGACAUGGAGCAACGUCAUCCAUGCAAUCCCUUGGAGCUCCUCCAUGUUGACGUCGCUGGGCCAUUUGACGAGGGCCUUGACGGCAGUUGUUACUGGCUCACCAUUGUUGACGACUUCACGAGCUGGAUCGAGAUUAUCCCUAUACCGCGAAGACAACACUUCGUCAUAGAAUCACUUCGGUUCUUCCUCGACCACAACGAGCGCCCCGAGCGAAAAUGCAGACGAAUACGUCUCGACCGAAUAUCUGAACAAGUGGGCGACGAGAUGAAGUUUAUGUUGUUCUCGCGUGCAAUCCAAGCGGAGGUGACAGGAGUGGAUCAACAUCAGCAGAAUGGGGUUGCCGAAAGAGCCCAUAAGACAAUUUAUGAUCGGGUUGGGCCUACCCUAGCACAUGCGAGGUUGCCGUCUAAAUUCUGGCCGGAAAUCGCUCGAACCGCAGCUUUCCUCUCCAACCGAUCACCGUCAUCGAAGCUCAACAUGACUCCGUAUCAAGCGUGGUAUGGCGACAAACCUGAUUUAUCACGACUUAGAGUGAUCGGAUCCAAAGGGGAAUACUUGAUCCCGCCAAAGCAAAGAAAGAAGCUUACGGAUCCGCGAACAAGGCCAUGCAUUCUGCUAGGCUAUGAAGGAAAUACCAACUACCGCAUCCUUCUGGGAGACGGAAGAAUCGUUGGGACUCCAAACGCUGAAUUUCACGAAGUCCUGACAGCUCCCUCCACACAGACUAUAGAAGAUGUGGGAGCCAGACGAGACGGCUUACCUGAGGCAACGGCUGCUGCCGCAGGGGGGAGCGAGAUGGUGGGACUAAUAAAUCAACCGUCGGUAGGUAUACGGCAAGCAUCCGUGCCUGCUUCGGGGCACCGAUUGUCGAUGGAUCCCCCGGAGCGGCCCCUACCUAAGCCGAGAAACGAUAUCUCGCACAUACUGCCUCAGAGUGACGAUAACUCGCGAGUGCUUACCCAGCCGAGUGACGAUGACUCGCAAACUCAAGCGUCGUCCCAAUCGAGUGACGAUGACUCGCAGCCAGCUGUUGCUGUACAGGGAGACAGGACCUUGUCGUCCACACGGAGCGACGAUACCCUCGGACCUCUAUCACCUGCUUAUCAGGAUUCUGUCCUUGAGAUUGACUCACCACCCGGUGGCGGCCAGCAACAAGACGACGCUCAACAAAGGCUCAGUUUAGGAGAAUGGCAACGAUAUCCAGAUCUCCAACUUGACAGCUCAGUUCAUGAAGUGCAGCAAGGAGCACUAGAUCAUCACCCUGAACUAAAGAUUCGCGGUCCACAAGUCACACUAGACACGUCUGAUGAGAGCGAAGAAGAGCUUGCAUUAAUGAAUAUACCCGAAGAGAACGUCAUCUCAACAUUCUUGACGGUAGCUGCAGAGGAAACAGAACCCUUUGAGCCAAAGAGCCUGCAUCAUGCGAAAAACGACACAAGCUGGCUCGAAUGGGAAAGAGCAAUGCUCGAAGAAGUGGAAUCACUCAAGCAAAACAAAACAUGGGAGCUUGUUGAUCCCCCCAAAGACCGGCGAGUUCUCAGUGGAAAAUGGGUGUUCAAACUCAAACGAGGAUCUCAUGGCGAAGUACUCCGCCAUAAGAGCAGGUGGGUGGUGAGAGGCUUCACACAACAAGAAGGUAUUGACUAUGAUGAAACCUUUGCCUCGGUUGUAAAGCCAAUGAGCUACAAGGCCCUCUUCGCAAUCGGAGCGGCCCUGGACCUGGAGAUCGAGCAAAUGGACGUCAAAACCGCAUUCUUGUACGGACACAUAGACCACGAGAUCUACGUCGAACAGCCCCAUCACAUGACGGACGGUACCUCAAGGGUCUGCAAGCUUCGAAAGGCCCUCUAUGGGUUAAAGCAGGCUCCUCGCAUCUGGUAUCAGACCCUCACGAACUUCCUACGCAAUCUUGGCUUCGAGCCAAUCACCGCCGAUUUUGGUAUCUUCGUUCGGAGCAAUAUGUACAUCGCGGUGUAUGUUGAUGAUCUCCUGAUCGUCGGUCCGAGUAUCGCAGAGAUCAAGAAGAUCAAGCGGAGCCUAAGGAACCGUUUUCAGAUGACAGACCUGGGCCCAUGCAGCUACUACCUUGGGAUAUCCAUCCAGCGAGACCGCCAAAACAGGAAACUGUCCCUAAGUCAAGAAGCAUACAUUGACAAGGUUGCUCAUCAGUUUGAUAUUGGCAACUGCGCUCCCAUCGGUACGCCGAUAGAAACCUCACCGCUUCCAGAGAACAGUCCAGACUAUACGUGCCCUCCAGAUCAGAGGACCUCUUACCAACGCAUGGUCGGAUCUCUGAUGUACAUUAUGCUUGGAACCAGGGGGGGACAUCGCGCACGCAGUCUCUGUGGCGAGUAG